Molecule: messenger RNA, 252 nt
Organism: Paraglomus brasilianum
Lineage: Eukaryota; Fungi; Glomeromycota; Glomeromycetes; Paraglomerales; Paraglomeraceae
Source: the annotation of a GenBank genome assembly
GUGUAUGAUUGUUACAAUGAAUGGAUGGCCAAUGAAGUUCAUCAAUUAACACCAGCUGGACAUAUUCAAAAAACAUCAUAUGCAACUGUUGCACAAUGGGUCAAAGAAUCAUGGGAUAAUGUUGAUUCUAACUUAAUUAGGAAAGCAUUCAAAUGUUGUGGCAUUUUGGUAAACAUGGAUGGAACAGAAGAUGAAUUAGUUUUUGAUUAUGAGGGUUUAGUAAAAGAAAAUAGUGAAAAGUUUUGGUUAUGA